This is a messenger RNA of Nasonia vitripennis (jewel wasp), 2748 nucleotides long. RefSeq names its product condensin complex subunit 2. Gene Ontology annotation, cellular component: condensin complex. Gene Ontology annotation, molecular function: chromatin binding. NCBI's taxonomy places the organism in Eukaryota, Metazoa, Arthropoda, Insecta, Hymenoptera, Pteromalidae. The record is from RefSeq and is a predicted model, not a curated record. Gene Ontology annotation, biological process: mitotic chromosome condensation. The coding region runs from base 287 to 2398 and encodes 703 amino acids. The transcript is spliced from 3 exons.
UUUUUAAACGCGCCAAAACCGUUGACACACGAACGGCACGAAGCCAUUUUGCAUCGUACGCACAAGUAAACCGACGCUAAGCAACACGUUUGGAGUAAAAUUUUCUUUGUUUCCAUCUCGUUUCCAGUGAAAUCAUAACUGAUGGAAGAUAAUAAUCUGCGAGAGGAAUUGGAAGUUUUAAAAAAAGUCCUGACGCAAAUACAGGAGCUCUACGCUUUGGUCCACUUGUUCAGGACUGAUCUGGAGAAAGUUGCCAACAAUUACCAGGCUCUACUCAGCUCUUAGUAUGAUGACACCUGUAUCCAAUAUGACUAGAAAGAGCUUGGGAGCUGUGCGUUUUGACUUGUCGGAGAUGUCACCUGCUGCAAACGCAUCACCGUCGCGCCGAAGACGUUCCAUAGCAGUUCCCAAAGUUGUAGAGACCAAUAUCGAAGAAAAUGACGAUGAAGCUGAAAGGUUGGCUAGGAGGGAACAGACUGGGAGCAGCAGUCCAGCAUCAACGUCUAUUACGACCAAUGAUCGCAGACAAUCCAACAUUGGAUUGUCUGCGAUAUCGAAUUUAACUGCUACCGAAAUGAGCAAUCAAAUAGCACAAUGCAUCAAGAUGAACGCUGAAAACAAAAUCAAUGACAAAAACGCCUUUCAGUUAAAAAUGAUUGAUUUCUUGGUUUACACUCUCAAGAAGCAAGAUCCAAAAAUGACCAAUCUACAAAUGGCCAGUGCUUCUCUAGAUGCGAGUGCAAAGAUUUAUGGUUUUCGAGUGGAUAAAGUCCAUUCUGAUUUGCUUAAGAUUCUUGGUAUGGUGAAACAAGAUAAAAGAGACAAUGCCAAUGAAGAUGAUGGUGUUGAGAAUGCAGAUGAUCCUGGAGCAAAUAACAAAAAUGAAGGUCAGCAAAAGAAGAAGAAAAAGAAGAAUAGACAGCACAUCAUUUCCACGAGUGAAGCAUUAAAAGGAAAUGUGGAAACUUACGACCCUUUAUCAUUGAUACGGUGUCAAAGAGAUACUCAAACUUCAGACAUGCUCUUUCAAGCUGGCCUACCACAACAUGCAAAUCAAGGAGUUGCCUUGAAUCUUUAUAAUGAUGUCAUUCUUGAUAAGAUUCCUACUUCUAACUCUACUGCUGCACCUAUCAAAAUAUCUACUCCUUUAAUUGAAGAUUUUACACAAUUCGAUAUUUGCCCGUCUUAUGCUACUUUCAAGUUCCUUGGUUGGUCUCCAGAUGAUGAACCAGAAGAGCAAAACAAUAAAAGUCAAACUGAAGAUAACGAUGGAGAAUUCCAUUUUGAUCUGGAUGCUGCUGUACCGGAUGAUGAUUUUGUUGACAAUGAUGCAAUGAUGGAUUGUGGAGAUGCUUACGAAGAAAGAUGUGAUAGGCUAGCUCAGAAAAAUCAACAUGUUGAAAACAUUGUUGAUUUUCAAGAUCUAAUUGCAAAUAAUCCUAAUCCAAACGCUACAUACGAAUAUUCGUAUGUACAAAAAAGCUAUCGCAUCCAAUGGGCUGGACCAUCGCACUGGAAGAUAUUGAUGAACAAAAAUCUUGGAGGCAGCAGAGUAGUAGAGACAUGCAAACAAAACGCAAAGAAAAAGAAGAAGGAAAUUGAAUUGGUUUACAAUGAAGAUUCCAAAGAAGAGGGAAAUUUAAAGUUUGGACAGAUCAACAAGCAUACGAAAAUAUUACCCAAAACUACAAAAGUAGUCUGGUCGGAAGACAAAGUUACUUUUCCCCAGGAUAUGCACUAUGAUCUCAAACGUUACUAUAUCUUCUUUAAUAAGCAAACUGAGCAUUUGAAGUUCACUGGUGAUGAUGAUAAAAUAGAGGAAACCAACAAUGAUGCUGGUGGUGACUUUGAUUUUUAUGAUGAUCGUGAUAUCUCUAAUUUUGGAGGUUCAGAUGAUAGAAAUACAGAGAACAAAUUUGCGGAUAUUCAUGAUGAUUUCACACAAGAUCAACAUGCAUGCACUCAAGAUACUGCAAUAACGCAAAGUCAAGGAGCAUUUAUUGGUGAUAAUUUAGUUUCAGUUCCUAAGCUAACUGAUAAAAUUUUCAUCCCAUACUCUCAGAGGGCUAAAAAAAUUGAUAUGCGACAGCUUAAGAAAGUCAUGUGGAAAAAUCUACAGAAGAAAAAUAAAGAAAGCGGGAAAGAAAAUUUCGACAUUACACAAGCAGUGGAAAACGAGAGUGUUAUAAAAGAAGUGGAGCCUAAAGAUUUUAGUAUUAUGUAUAAAGAAGUGCCAAAAAUGUUAUCAAAAACCAAUGCAGAAUCUCUGAGCCCCGCGAUUGCCUUUGUUUCGCUUCUGCACUUAGCUAAUGAGAAAAAUCUGAAAAUAGAUAGAGAAUCUGAAUUAUCAGAUUUAUGCAUCAAAGGAGGGAAAAGUAACGUGGCAGUAAGGAAUUAAGUACUUGCCUCAGUUAAAAUUAUUGUUCUAUGUACAUAAAAUUACAGAAAGUAUUUAUACAGAUUAACCCAAUGAAUCUUAUUUCAUACAUGCAAUCAGUUUGUUGUAAUGAUACUUUAACAGAGGCAAUCGUGUAAAAAGCUACUUAGUUUAAUGAAACAUUUUCUUAUGCUCUCUCUUUUCUACAUUAUAUUUAAAUAUGAAUUGUCUAAACUACAUCAACUUAGAUCUUUAGAUUUUAUGUUAUACAUUUAUUGAUAUUAUAGGUUCGUAUGCGAAAAUGUAAUUUAUUUAGAAAAUUAAAAUAUACGAGAAAACGUUUGUAAAUAAAAAUAAGUGUAAUUUGUAAA